GUGUGCGUGUACGCGCGCGCGCCCGCCUGUCCGCUUGUCAGGUCCAGGUUGGGCCUUCGUGAGGGUGGGUGCGGUUGUGAGACUGACCCUGGUGCUUUCCCCGCCCUCCCCUCACAAUCCCGAGUGUCCUCACAGAGUAGUGUCCCCAUGACAAUGUCCCCAAGACAUUUCAAAUAUUGCAUUGAGCCCUAGAAUGAGGAUUCCCAGCAAGAAGGCAUAGUCCUGGGCUUGGGAUGGGACUUUCAGAUCUAGAAGUGUCCCUGAGGCAAACUUGUGGGACGAAAUGAUGGGAGUGUCCCUACUUGGAGGCGCUGUGGGUGCUGCUACGUUUUUCAGAACCAUAGCAUUCCCAUACCUCUGAAUUCAAAGACAGAUUCUCUCCUCCCUCUCCCACCUGGUUAUGUAUGUAAGAUCAGAGCAAAUGUGGCGCUGGAGCGGAUUUUCUCGGUCUGUCUGUACUCUAAGAAAGGCCUUGUGUUUCACAAGUUCCUUCUUACCCAGUCCUACCAUUCUCCAAAACAAGGCUCCUGAGGAAGAGGGAAAAAUUGUUGUUGCACAUCUGAAAGUCCAGAUCAGGCUUCUCUGGACUCGGCUACCCCAACUGGAAGAAGCCCAAAGAGGACUGACAAAUUCUUGCAGUUCUAAAACCAUGGCCCAUAUGUCCCUGACAUUCAGGGAUGUGGCCAUAGACCUCUCCCAGGAGGAGUGGGAAUACCUGGACCCUGCUCAGAGGGCCUUGUACAGGGAUGUGAUGUUGGAGAACUACAGCAACUUGGUCUCACUGGAUUUGGAGUCUAAGUAUGUUGCCAAGAAGUUAUUUCCAGAAAAGGAUAUUUGUGAAAUAUAUUUAUCUCAGUUACAGACAGAAAAGAAUAAAACCUUCAUCCAUCAGGAUACAGUUUUCAGAAAUGAUUUGCAGUAUAAGCAUGAGUUCGAGCUACAAGAAGGACAGAUGGGAUGUGUUAGUAAAAUGAUAAUCCAAAAGCAUGUAUCUCCUCCUCUACAUCAGAAAAUUGAUGCUAGAGAGAAAUCAUAUGAAUGUAAGGAAUGUAAGAAGGCUUUUAGACAACAGUCAUACCUUAUUCAACAUCUAAGAAUUCAUACUGGUGAGAGACCCUAUAAAUGUAAGGAAUGUGGGAAGGCCUUUUGUCGUGUGGGAGACCUUAGAGUACAUCAGACGAUUCAUGCUGGGGAGAGACCCUAUGGAUGUAAAGAAUGUGGGAAGGCCUUUAGACUUCAUUAUCAUCUUACCGAACAUCAAAGAAUACAUUCUGGUAUGAAACCCUAUGACUGUAAAGAAUGUGGGAAGGCCUUUAGUCGUGUUCGAGACCUUAGAGUGCAUCAGACAAUUCAUGCUGGGGAGAGACCCUAUGAAUGUAAAGAAUGUGGGAAGGCCUUUAGACUUCAUUAUCAACUUACAGAACAUCAAAGAAUUCAUACUGGUGAGAGGCCUUAUCAAUGUAAGAUUUGUGGAAAGACCUUUAGGGUUCAACGACAUAUUAGUCAACACCAGAAAAUUCAUACUGGUGUAAAACCCUAUAAAUGUAAUGACUGUGGAAAGGCCUUUAGUCAUGGCUCAUACCUUGUUCAACAUCAGAAAAUUCAUACUGGUGAGAAACCCUAUGAAUGUAAAGAAUGUGGUAAAUCCUUCAGUUUUCAUGCAGAACUUAUUCGACAUCAUAGAAUCCAUACCGGUGAGAAACCNGGUGAGAAACCCUAUGAAUGUAAAGAAUGUGGUAAAUCCUUCAGUUUUCAUGCAGAACUUAUUCGACAUCAUAGAAUCCAUACCGGUGAGAAACCCUAUGAAUGUAAAGAAUGUGGGAAAGCCUUUCGUCUUCAAACAGAACUUACUCGGCAUCAUAGAAUUCAUACCGGCGAGAAACCCUAUGAAUGUAAGGAAUGUGGAAAGGCCUUUAUUUGUGGCUAUCAACUUACUUUACAUCUGAGAAUUCAUACCGGUGAGAUUCCCUAUGAAUGUAAGGAAUGUGGGAAAACCUUCAGCAGUCGCUAUCAUCUUACUCAACAUUAUAGAAUUCAUACUGGUGAGAAACCCUAUGGAUGUAAAGAAUGUGGGAAAGCCUUUCGUCUUCAAGCAGAACUUACCCGACAUCACAGAAUUCAUACUUGUGAGAAGCCCUAUGAAUGUAAGGAAUGUGGGAAGGCCUUUAUUCGUAGUAAUCAACUUAUUUCACACCAGCGAAUUCACACCAAUGAGAAUACCUUUGAAUGUAAGGAAUGUGGGAAGAAUUUUAGUCGUCGUUACAAUCUUACUCAACAUUAUAAAAUUCAUACUGGUGAAAAACCCUAUGAAUGUAAAGAAUGUGGAAAGGCCUUUCGGUUUCAAACAGAACUUACUCAGCAUCACAGAAUUCAUACUGGCGAAAAACCCUAUAAAUGUCAGGAAUGUGGGAAAGCCUUUAUUCGUAGCAAUCAUCUUAUUCAACAUCACAGAAUCCAUACUGGUGAGAAACCCUAUGAAUGCAAAGAAUGUGGGAAGACCUUUAGUCGUCACUAUCAUCUUACUCAACAUCACAGAAUCCAUACUGGUGAGAAACCCUACAUAUGUAAUGAAUGUGGGAAUGCUUUUAUCUGUAGUUAUCAACUUACCUUACAUCAAAGAAUUCACACGGGUGAGAUUCCAUAUGAAUGUAAGGAAUGCGGAAAGACCUUUAGUCGUCGGUAUCAUCUUACUCAACAUUUCAGACUGCAUACUGGUGAGAAACCUUAUGGAUGUAAAGAAUGUGGGAAUGCCUUUCGUCUUCAAGCAGAACUUACCCGACAUCACACAAUACAUACUGGUGAGAAACCCUAUAAAUGUAAAGAAUGUGGGAAGGCCUUUAGUGUUAAUUCAGAACUUACUCGACAUCAUAGGAUUCAUACCGGUGAGAAACCCUACAAAUGUAAAGAAUGUGGGAAAGCCUUUAUUCGUAGUGAUCAACUUACUUUGCAUCAGAGAAAUCAUAUUAGUGAGGAAACCCUAUGCAUAAUAUAAAGAGGAUACAAUGGCCUUUAGAAAUUGCCUUUUAAACAGCAGAGAACUCAUAAUUUAAGAAAUGUUUUACUUGUUAGGUAACAUGUGGGAAUCCCUCAUUUCAUGCUUAAAAUUUAACAGAAAUAGUUUUAUACUAUACAUGUUGAUGUAAACAGUUGAAAAAUUAUAGCAUCAUCCAGUCUUGGUUAAACUUUAGCAAAUUGAUAUUGGUGCAGUGCAUCUCAGACCAAGGUGAAGGGCACCCCCCACACACACACUGUUGUUCACCAAAACUUUUAUAAAAUGCAGUAAAAUAGGAUUGCCAGAAAGAAUGGUAUGGAAAGAAAAAGUCGUACAAAUGAAAGCCCUGAUUUUAUUGUUGAAUUUAACGGACAUAAACUUAGCUCUGUCAAAUUGUUAUAAAGGUUUCUAAAUGCUUAUUCUCAGUGUCUACACCUCACCUCGUUACAGACCAGAUGCAAACACUGGAUCAGCAUCAAUCAGUACAUGGACCACACUUUAUAUAGCGCUGUAACAGAAAAUACUUCUAGAGUGAACAAAAAGGGGGCCGGGGGUACUUUAGGAAGAAUCAUAAAAUGUGUUUUACUUAUAUAAAAUAUGAGGAAUGAAUUUAUGAAAGGGAUAUAUUGACUUAUUCUAGCUACCUUUGCAAGCCUGCUGGCAUUUAUUUGGGAGAACCACUGAUCAUAGGUCACUUGCAAAUGUAGUGUGCCUUUCCUAAAAACCUAAAUACACCUAUGUUUUAUUCUCACAUUGGUGUGACUGUAUUUAUGUGACCAUGUCCCUGGUAAAAGAUGGCCCAGACUUUGUGCAUUAUCCCAGAGCUACUUGGAAACUUCCAAAGAAAACGGAGGGCUUCUCAACAUUUCAUUUGAACAACGGCCACAAGCACAGAUAUAGCCAGUGUGAACUGCAAUAUUUCUGAUAGCCAAAUUCAAAUAUUGUUGAAGUAGAUAAUUUUGAAUGAGACAUUAUAUGACUAAAUGCUCACAAAUUUAGCUAAAGCCACCUAAAUAUUUAUGUUGCUGUUUAUGGUAGUUUGGGAUACAUCCGUUGGAAGAUUCAGUAAAAUAUAAAGAAACAAAAUUAUUGCAGUUUAAAAUAGAGGAAUAAGAAGGGGUCACCAUACUCUGGGCUAGACAAAUCCUAUGGGUAAAUAAAGAGAAAACCCACCCUCCCAUGAAAUGUCUGAUAUCUAAAAGUGUAUCCUGUGUGACAAUUUUUAAAACUAUUCAUAUCUUUAAAAAAAUAAUUCUGUUAAUGUAGGAAAAGGCUUUAGCUAUAGCAUUAUUUUUACUGUAAUUCUUACAAUUCCACCUCAGCCUGUGUGUGGUAUUUGGCAAAACACUUCUCUCUGUGCCUCAGUUUUAAAAUAGUGAUAAAAGUACCUACGUAAUAGUAUUUUUGUGAAGAUGAAAUAUCAAUAAAAAGACAAAACCUUUAAAAGAGUAUGUGCUCAAUGCAUACCACUGUUACUUUUAUCAUUAGUAAUAUUAUUAGUAAAUUCAUGUGAGAAGAAGACCCUAUGAGUGUAAGCAAUUUGUAAAAGCCUUCCAUUACCCUGUACUCGUUACUUAUAUUGAGAUUAUUGUGAGUAAAGUCUAGUAAAAUGACCUUUCAUUUCUAAAAUCAGAACUCAUCUCUGAAAACUUAUGUGAGAAAAACAUCUCUAGAGUUGAUGAGUUUUGUGAAGAUUAUGCAAGUAAAGCUUUUGAAGAAUCAGGGAAAGCUGUAAUCCUUUUUCUUUUCAUAAUCCAAAAAGCAGACAAAUUACAGUCUGCUUUUUCUGCCCCAAAUUCAUGAUAAAUUAGAAACUAACAACCAAAAGACUACUGUCCAUUUGGAAAAAAUGUUUAAAUAAUACAGUGAACACUGGUAUGCCCUUUCUAGAUUCAGUGAUUAUUCAUACAUUGUCAUCUUUGAUUUGCUUCUAUAUCAUUUUUUACAUUUUUGCUGUAUUGUUUGAGUAUAAAGUGUAGACAUGACAUUUCACCUAUCUGUAUAUAAUCAUGUGACUCCUAAGAAUAAAGGCUGCCUCUUACUUAUAUAACUUCAAAUCUAAGGAAAUUAGUAAUUCCAUAAUCUCUAAUAUUACAAAUAGAUACCAGUGCCUUAACCCAACGUAUCUGAAAGAAUAUCUCUGGGAACAGUAUAUAAUGGUACUUUAAAAAUGUUCUGUGAUCACACAGGCUUAUGAAGCUUUGAACACUAAAUCUCUUCUAAGGAAAAAAAAGUGCUUAUUAGGCUAUCAGAAGAUGAGUCCUACACUAAAGAUAAUUUGUAUGACUUUGUUUAUCCCAGUGUAUCUUAAAAUUUACUAAGGAAGUCCCAUUCACAAUACCUAAUAUCUUUGGGAUGUGAACCCACACUGGAAAUGCUGCCAUAACCAAAAAAGAGUGACCCUAAGGAUGGAUUAUUUAGUUAAAAUGGCAGAUGCUUAGCUGUGUUGAGAAAAGAAAUGCAUGGUGUAUUUCUCUGCUGCUCGCAUCUUCCUCUGCAAUCAAUUGCUUGCCCUCUGAAUUUUUCUACAAAAUAAAAACCCCAUUUGGCCCACUUUUUUAUACGAAUAUACUAUAGUGUAUCUAAACCUCUCAUUGUUUAGUGUUUAGGUUUCAAGAGUUUUUCACUAUUUCAGAUAUACUUCAGUGAAUAUCCUUGUCUGUGAUCACUGGUCUGUGUAAGCUGGAAUUUCUUUAACUGAACAUGUGGAGGUAGGAUUGCUCAUACAUUAUAUACUUUUUCAGUCAUGUUAGAUAUUGCUAAAUUGAUCGAAGGUCAUGUACACUUCCAGUUAUACUAGAUAUUGUCAGAUUAUUCUCUUAGACUCCUGUCAAUACUCAAUUUCACAGGAAUACUAUCACAUUGAGUAUUCCUAUAGCCUCACUCUAGAUGUUUUAAUAUAUGUUUUUAUACAUUUCAGCUUCAGUUGAGCAUUUGUUCAAACAUGUUUCUUGGUUCUUUACUUUGACUUUCUUACUCUUGACUUUCUCCAUUAUUUUUGUUCUUUUGUUUUUCUACUUGACUUGAAUGCCAUUCUGAACACUUCAUUUGCUAUAUCAAUGCAAUUAUUUUCUCCUUCAUUAAAUAUAGCAUUGGUUAUGUCUCCUGAACACUCAUCCUGUUUUUAUGAGACAGAUUUCUAGGCUAUAAGUUGUAUAAUCUGGAAAUAAAAUUUUAUUUAUGUUCCAAUAUUUAAUUUAUUACUUUGUUUACUGAUUGCAAUAGCUAGACUCUUCUAAAGAAGGUUGAAUAUAAUGGUGAUACAGGCAUCAAUUUCUCCAAAUUUAAUGGAAAAUUUCAUAACAUUUAAUCAUUUACUAUAAUAUUCACUCUUUAUUUGAAGAGUAAUUCUCUUUGUUGCCUCUAAAUAUUUUCCUGCGAUAUACUAUGUUGGGGAGUGGAGGAUGCCUACUUUGUUUGGUAGUGACUGCUAAAUUUUGAACAAGGCCAUUUUGUUAUCUGUUGGUAUAAUCUUAUGUUUUUCUCCUUAAAGUUAUUGAUGUAUUGAUUUGUACUCAUUAAUUUCUUGAAUUUUAAACAUUUCUUGUAAUAUACUGUGAUUUUUGUCAUACUGCUGGAGUUCACUUAUCUUAAUUAGAAUAUCUUAAUUAGAAUUUUUCCAUCUAUAGUCAUGUGUGAGGCAGUAUUAUAGUUUCCUUUUUAUUAAUAAGAUUUUGGAAUUUUAAUGAACUGUUCUUUAAAA
Messenger RNA from Hipposideros armiger (great roundleaf bat), 6695 nucleotides. RefSeq names its product zinc finger protein 546-like. The coding region runs from base 401 to 2992 and encodes 863 amino acids. The transcript has 4 exons. Lineage: Eukaryota; Metazoa; Chordata; Mammalia; Chiroptera; Hipposideridae. Gene Ontology annotation, biological process: regulation of DNA-templated transcription. The record is from RefSeq and is a predicted model, not a curated record. Gene Ontology annotation, molecular function: DNA-binding transcription factor activity, RNA polymerase II-specific; RNA polymerase II cis-regulatory region sequence-specific DNA binding.